Molecule: messenger RNA, 2082 nt
Organism: Penicillium robsamsonii
Lineage: Eukaryota; Fungi; Ascomycota; Eurotiomycetes; Eurotiales; Aspergillaceae
Product: putative C6 transcription factor
Exons: 4
Coding region: 1-2082 (693 amino acids)
Biological process (GO): DNA-templated transcription; regulation of DNA-templated transcription
Molecular function (GO): DNA-binding transcription factor activity, RNA polymerase II-specific; DNA binding; zinc ion binding
Source: RefSeq, a predicted model, not a curated record
AUGAGCGGCUCCUUGAAUGGUGGUCGGGCAACAGACUCGCCAUCAAAACAACCUGCAUCAUUUGCAUGCGUGGUCUGUCACAACCGGAAGGUCAAAUGCGAUAGACAAGAUCCCUGUACCCCCUGUUCAAAUUGCGCCAAGGCGAAUGUGGAGUGCAUCUAUCGUGCUCCACUACCUCCUCGUCGUCGCAAAAGGGAUCGAGAAACCACUGAGAGUGUAUCUCGAGAACGCGGGAAAUAUUCUAGACGCAGCACUGGAUUCGAUGGAGAUCCAUCUGCCACUCAGAAUCACAAUGCCGAGGAAGAGCAAUGGACUGAAACAAGGAAAAGUGGAUCUGGGAGGAUGAUCACGAAAGGUGGCAAUUCCAUCUAUCUCGACAACAAUCUUUGGACGACUGUCAGCAAUGAGCUUCCAAAUGCAGCAGACGUAUUGGGCGAUAGAUCGGAUAAUGAUACCGAUAACUUUGCCCAGAAUGUGAGCGACGAUUAUGCGAUACUAUCGACAUCUGCAACAAGAGAUGUUCUUACAGAGCUCCACCCGAGCCCUCUGAAUAUUUUCAAGUUGUGGCAGGCGUUUCUCGAGAAUGUGAACCCACUCACCAAAAUCAUACAUGCUCCAACUGUGCAACAACAAAUUUUGGAAGCCAUGAGUGAUCUGCCAAAAGUAAGCCGGGAGUUCGAAGCAUUGAUGUUUGCAAUAUACUGCAUAGCAUUGGUUUCCUUGCACGCAGAAGAUGCCGAAAGGUCAUUUGGAGAAAGCAAGAAAGCCCUCCUAUCAAAGUGCAGACGAGGAGCCCAACUCGCUUUCAAGAAUGCAUCGAUUCUUCGUACAUCAAGCUCCGUGGUUCUCCAGGCGUUUAUGCUAUACCUACUCUGCAUGCGUUCGUUCUCCGACCCACAUACUAUUUGGACAUUAUGUGGGAUUGCAGUUAGAAUUGCGCAACGAAUUGGGAUCCACCGUGACGGGUCUGCACAUGGACUUUCAGUAUUCGAAACUGAGAUGCGCCGUCGUAUUUGGUUCCAGCUCAUGGUCAUAGAUGGCACAUCUGCGCAAUUCUGUGGUGUGGCAUCAACGCCGCUCCCAGCCACAAUUGAUGUCCAACCACCAAUGAAUGCGAAUGAUAGUGACCUCGAUCCUCGUAUGACCGAGCCAGCCUGCGAGAAGCUAGGACCGACAGAAAUGAUGUUUGUUCUGGCUCGGAGUUCAUUUGGAAAAUGGCUCUUUCGUUUGUCAAAUCAGGCUGAAGGUUCUAAUGCUGGGCCAUGGACCUUCUUAUCAUCAUCCUCGAUGCCCUUGAAGGAUAAAGACAAGGCAAUUGAUGAACUUGAAGCACACAUGGAAGACAAAUUCCUCCGACACUGCGAUACAUCUAUCCCGCUACACAUGGCAACGACAAUGAUGGCGCGUUCAGCUAUCUACUAUACCCGGUUGAUGGCACACCAUCCUCGUCAAUACCAGGAUCCCAAUAUUCGCAUCUCGCAAGCAGAGAAAAACGUCAUCUUCGAGAAUUCCCUCAAGAUGACAGAAUAUGCUGAUUACGCCCAAAACAAUCUAGUUGUACGGAAAUUCAUGUGGCACAUGGUGAAUCAUAUGCCGUGGGACGCUAUAAUUUUCAUGCUCUCGGGGAUGCGGCACCGGACUGACUCCGAAGAGAAGAGCAAGGUCUGGCAAUUGAUUGCAAAUGUGUACUCUGGGCAUAUCAAGGCGAUGAGCAAGAAUGACCGAACGCCUCUUCACAUGGCCAUUCAAAAUUUAAUUGUCAAGGCCUGGCGGGCGUACAUUGAAGAGUGUAACAUCAACCGUCGCACACCAACGCCAUGUCCAACCAUCGUUGCAUCCUUGCUAGCUAAUGAAACAGGGGUUUCUAGCCCACAACAGGAAGAUGAGAACUCCACAGUUGCCGAGCGUGAUGCUAGUCCACAAUAUCAGCCCAGGCAAGACCGUUAUAGUUCACACUUUGGACUAGAGGCUGAAAACUUUGGUUUGAUGCUGGGUGAUAGCCCGAAGGAUUGGAAUCAAUGGGACAAUCUUCUCAAUAACUUUCAAGGAUCUUUUACAGAUGAUGCAACAUAUCUGUCGUGA